Drosophila bipectinata is the source of this 1897-nucleotide messenger RNA. Lineage: Eukaryota; Metazoa; Arthropoda; Insecta; Diptera; Drosophilidae. The record is from RefSeq and is a predicted model, not a curated record.
GACCACAGUGUUACCAAUAGAGAGUAGUUCCAUUACCGUUAAAAGGCGCCAAAGAAAUAACGGUGAAAUAGUGUUAGGGUCAACGGUAGCAAUGGAGGAAUCCGGCGCGGGUGGAGGCUCAACUACAGCGGCGGCCCGCUCUUCAGCGACAGCCAGCGGUGGCGUUGCAUCACGUGGCCGUGGUCGGGGGCGACCGCCCAAGAUACCACCCCCAACAGCUGGCCGUCAGCCUGCCAGCCCAGUUUCAGCAUCGAAUAGAGCCACCACCCCCGCAUCCCCAUCCCCAUCACCAUCCCCGUCCGUUACGUCGCCCCCCUCGCCGUCGUCGCUGGAGGACGGAGACUCGACCUGCCGGCGCAGCUCCCGAAAGAAGGUCAUCAAGUUCGAUGUCCGCGAUCUGUUGAAUAAAAACCGCAAGGCGCACAAAAUCCAAAUCGAAGCCCGUAUUGAUUCUAAUUCCAGCUGCCCCACAAAUCCCAUAGCCAGCCCAUCGGGUGCAGCUCCGCCGGUGAACCGAGUGUUCUCCAUGUUUGAGAGCAACAAGCUGAUGCCACCCAAGCCGCCGCCCACUGCCCUGGGGAUGUUCGCCAAGCCCCGGCCCACCCAAAGCCUGAUCGUGGCCCAGGUGACCAGCGAGCCCAGCUCCACUGCCGCCACCGUCGUGCCGACCGCACCGGUGGUUCGAAAGCGCGGGCGUCCCCGAAAGAUUAGACCCGCGGAGCAGCAGCAGGCUCCGCUUCCCAUGACAUCCGACUCGGACACCACAACCUCCACGGGCAGUGGAGGCGACAGUGGUGACCUGAUCGCCGCCGCCGCCCUCGAUCCCGCCAAGCGAAAGCUGCGCGUCUCCCUCAAGCGGCUGAAUUUGUCCCGCCGACUGGAGUCCACCGAUUCCGGCGAGAUGCCCCUCAGCAUUCGGCUGCUGGGAGCCGGAGGCAACUCCUCCUCCUCCUCGCCAUCCACGCUGUCGCUGUCGGCGCCCAUAAUCCAGGACGAGAACGCCCUCGACGAGCAACCGAAGCCACUGCCAAAGGAACCCGUAACUUCCGUCAUUUCCGUUCCGGACGAGAACACCGACUCCGACUCCCAGAUCAUAUUCAUCGAGAUCGAGACGGCGGGCAAGGAGGAGGACACUGCCAACCAGGAAGCAAGCGCCAGCGACAUCCAGGUGCUGCUGCCCGAGUCCGGAGCCGAUCAGGACUCCGAUGACAUAAUGGUGGAGGUGCUUAGUGGCCCACCGAGUUUGUGGUCGGCCGACGACGAGGCCGAGGAGGAGGAUGAGGUGGCCCCCAGAUCCGUGACCGAGCCCGUGGAUCCGGAGACCGAGUCCUUGUCGGUAGCACCGCGCCGCAGUCGCCGAUCCCAGCGCGGCAACAGCAACAGCCACCAAGGUAAGACUCUGGAGGAGACCUUUGCGGAGAUAGCGGCCGAGAGCAGCAAGCAGAUCCUGGAGAAGGAGCAGGACCAGGAGCAGGAGGAGCAUCUGUUAAUCGAUCUCAUUGAGGAUAGCCAGAGUCAGCCGGGAGCCAGUGCCGAUACGGCGUUGGGAGGGGCUCUGGAAGUGAAACUGGAACCGACUCUGCCCGAGGAUAAGGAGGAUCCUCCCGAGGAAACAUUGGAAAUUGUGGUUAGGCUGAAGAAGUACAAGCCCACGACUCCAGAAAUGAUGAAGGAGGUGGAGAAUGAGACGGAGACGGAGACGGAAACGAAAAAGCUGGACAAGCCAUCGGAAGAACCACAUGCCGCGAGCACCGCAGCUGAAGAAACAAAGCCCAUGACCGAGGCGGUCGAAGUGAAGGCGGAGACUAGCGAGACAUCUCCCGAUGGGCCCGACGCCACCAAGCAGCCGGCCACUCGGGAUCGAAUCAUCAAAUCGGAAUCUAUAGGAGUUAACUAA